Talaromyces proteolyticus is the source of this 978-nucleotide messenger RNA. RefSeq names its product chaperonin 10-like protein. The transcript is spliced from 2 exons. Lineage: Eukaryota; Fungi; Ascomycota; Eurotiomycetes; Eurotiales; Trichocomaceae. The record is from RefSeq and is a predicted model, not a curated record. Gene Ontology annotation, molecular function: oxidoreductase activity, acting on NAD(P)H. The annotation marks the transcript as partial.
AAUCGAGCUCUCGUUGUUUCGGAGAAAAGAACUUACAAGAUCGUCAAUGAUAUCCCAUAUCCAGUACUAAAAUCCGCAGACGAAAUUAUCAUCUCCAAUCGUGCCGUAGGACUGAACCCAAUUGACUGGAAGAGCGUGGAAUUCAACUUCUGUUUACCAGAAUUCCCGUGGAUUACUGGUCGGGAGGUAGCUGGUGUUGUCAAAGCGAUUGGAGCGAAUGUUAAGGAACUGAAAGUUGGAGAUCGAGUUUGGGCCAGUACAUACUACAGAGAUCGAAGAGCAGGUUGCUUCCAGCAGUAUGUCGCUGUUCCACAACAUACCGUCACCCGAAUUCCAGACAACUUGGACUUUGAGUCCGCAUCAUGCCUAGGGGUCGCCGGGCUCACAGCCGCAAUGACACUAUGGAAAUGGCUGGAUGUACCCAUUGGGUCAGUCUCGAGACUUCCGGCUCCCAGUUCCAUCGAAUAUAUCGUCAUUUGGGGUGGAUCCACGGUGACAGGACAAUUCGCCAUUCAGAUAGCAAUCCAAAGCGGACUACAUGUCAUUGCGGUGGCUUCGGAAAAAACAAGACCUCUGGUAUUAAGUCUAGGAGCAACUCGCGUUGUGACGCGCGAUGGGAAAACAAAUGACGAGAUCGUCUCAGAAAUUCGAACACUCGGAGGCGAUAAUAUCACUCGUGCUGUGGAUUUGGUCGGCGCCGAAACCGCAAAAUUCUGUCUGGAGUUAUUUUCAACGACCAAGCCCGGGCUGUUUGCUCCGUUGGCAAUGAUUUCGAGCGACACAUACAUACCUGAGAAUAUAAAAGUCAAGAGUGUGGAAAUGAAACAAUUUAUCCUCAAUCCCGAGUCCAAAAUUUACGCCACCGAGCUGAACCGUCUAGUUUCGGACGGACUGGUAAUCAUGCCCACCAUCGAGGUCUUAAACGGGGGACUUGACAGCAUUGAAUCGGGUCUAGAACGGCUGAAAAGGAGUGAUAUG